Xyrichtys novacula (pearly razorfish) is the source of this 4112-nucleotide messenger RNA. Lineage: Eukaryota; Metazoa; Chordata; Actinopteri; Labriformes; Labridae. The record is from the annotation of a GenBank genome assembly.
CCCUCACUGACGUCAUUAGAGCGCGACGGUCCUCGGUUUGUGUCGGCUGAUGAACUAUCAGCUGCAGCGAUUGUGUUUUGGUUUUUGUUUUGCUCCACCAUGUGCAUUUAUCAUGAGGUAAGACACACGACAGCGUCAGUCUGUUCGUCAUUUCUGUUCAGGUGUCGCCGGCAGCACAGCUUCGCCUCAUUUUUUAAACAGUACUAGCCCGUUAGCUCACAGCUAGCGCCAUUGCAAGAUCAGCACCUAAUGUAUGCGGAAUGCGCAACCAUUGCGGAUGUGGUGCAGAUAAAAUUGCGCAUCGAUGCGACAGAAUACAGGAGUCAGAAUCACAGAGAAAAAGAAAAUGUCUGUAUGAAAUGCUACAGGGUUGUAAGCAGUGUUGUGUUGUGUUCUUGUAUUUCAGCUCUAAAGGCGAAUCUCUGUCUGGAAGAGGACUCACAGUUUGACAGCUGACGAGCUGAUUUAGCUCUGAUAUGAUCUGCCUUAUACCUAACAUUUUUCUAUUUCCUUUAGCAAGAAACUACAAAUAUACGUGAGAAUGAUAGUAGAGAGUAAAUGGCUACAGCAGCUCGCCACAAAAGCCAUUGGACUUUAUUUAAUUCCCAUAGAAUAAGAUUGUACCCCUCACCGAGAAACUGGGAUGUCUUGAUUCAUCGUAAAAGUUGUGUAAAAAACAGUAAAUUAGUGUACUUUAACUCAGUACAGCGCAUGAAAACACCCCAUAUUAUGCGUGGCAGCACUUCAUAAACAGGUGUAUUUAUUUUUAAUGUAACAACCGAGAGUCGAAAUGUGUUUAACAGCAGGUUCAGUCAAACUUUGAGCCUGUGUUGAUGGGGCAGCAGCUGUCAGUAUCAGAAUUGGCCCAGCAGUCAGUUCUGCUGUGAAUCAGGUCUGACCCAUGACUGAGUACUACGAGGAGGGGGGGCUGCUGUAUGAGCAAUCACCUCCCAUGCACAUCAAAGUGGAGUCUCCGGAGGGACCCUUUGGAGGGGGAGCCUCAGAAAACGGCUUCCCCAGAGAGGAUGAGGACUCUGAAGGCAGCUGUGACCAAAACAGCGGAUUACCUGGGGGCCUCCCUUUCAACGUGGUAGUGGUGCAUCCAAACAUCAUGGCACCUGGCAUGUCCUCAGAUGACCUCUUGUCAAUUGAACAAAGUAAGCCUGAUAAUCUUAAGACUAUGUUGGUACAGGAUGGGGCAUUUCCCUGUUUGCCUUUAUAUUUAUGCUCAGUAUUUGCCUUUGAAAUGGAAGUAUGAUUUUGAUAUGUAGAUGUUCAUUUGAGAUAAAACAAUCUGUAGUGUUAGAUUCGGCAAAGUCUUUGCAGACAUUACAACAUUUUAUAAGUGCAAACAUCCAUCCAACAUUGCUAUAAGACAUAAAGGAGGAUUGCCCUGCACAGCACAGAUCUUAACGUUGGUGCUGGUGGUGUCAGGAAAAAAGUUCCUACAAAGAAAAGAGUUCCACCGCACACAACGUGGUCAGAAUGUAAACUUAUUUGUUGGUUAAAAGAACAACGUGUUUCGCCUCACAGGCUUCAUUAGGCUUGCCAAGCCUAAGGUGAAACGCGUUGUUCUUUUAACCAAUAAAUACGUUUACAUUCUGACCACGUUGUGUGCGGUGGAACUCUUUUCUUUUUAUGGCUAUUAGAUAAUUUAGCUGAGAUGAAGAUGAAUUUUGCCAUUGAUGUGCCAUGCCUUGUCAGAAGUAGUAGCCAUCGUUAAUGUGUGUUGGCUUGGCACAGUUUAUAUAAUUCUGACCCCACUGAGGCACAUUUCUCUCCUUUGUAUUAUUUCUUACCUUUUGCUUAAUAUUUUCUUUGCUUGGGCUGUCCCAUCAUUUCUUUUUUCUCUGCAGACAGAGCCAUGUCAGCUGCUUUGGCUGCUGGCGGUGCAGGAAAAAGAAAAAGCCGAUUCAGUGGAGCAGAGCUAGAGGUGUUGGUGUCAGAAGUCACUCGGUGUGAAGGAGAACUCUUUGGUCCAGCAGGGAGGCUCAGACGCCGGGAGAGAGAGCGCAUCUGGGCAGGAAUCCUAGAAAGAGUCAAUGCUGUUUCAAGAGUCCCACGUACCCUUAGAGAGGUGAAGAAGCGCUGGGACGACUUGAAGAGACGCAACGGUGGCAGGCUAGCAGAUGCUCGUCACCGCAGUUGUUACCUGCCGUCCAGCAGAGGGGCCUCAAUGCUUGGCCGCCCUUCCCAGACAAGCCCCAGGCUUCAGCAUGCCAGACAAAAACAAAGCACUAGACCAAAGCCCAGUUUCCCGUGCUUCCCUGACUCUGAUACAGGCAAGUUUUCUGGUCUGAUUGUGCAACUAUCACUCUUUAUAGAUUUUACAGCUUUAACUUAUAAAUACUUGCUUUUAACAGUUGUAGGAGUGGAGGGACCAGAAAGAGAUGGCUUGGAGAAAGAUGAGGACAAUCCUGAGCGUGACAUGGGGGAACCUGAGUGCGAACCUGUAGAGAACAGCAUGGAGGACAAAUUGGGAUUAGGACUGGGUCUGGGCAUUGGACCACCUCCUUCUUCAGAACGAUGGCUGCCUCCUUCACCUCUCUACAGUGCUCCUUUCCUUAAUGGCAGCCCCCAGCCUAGCAGUCCCCAGCCAUCACUUGGAGCACAGCAGGGUCCCCUUGAAGUCCCUCCACGCAGUUCUUGGCUUGAAGAUGAGCUACGAGGCUUAGGAGAGGCAGCAAUUCAACUGGGAAAUAGGGUAGAAAAGAGUUUGCGGGAGUUUGGGGACAGUUUCAGACAGGACAUGAGAACACUUGUUGCUUCACAAGAGGCAUUAGCAGUCAGUCUGCAACAAAACAAUGUCCUCUUGCAAAGGCUGUUAGGAGUGCUUGAGGCCCAGCAACAACCACAGCCACAGCAACAUCGUGUACAACAAGCACACCAAACACCGCCAUCUCAACAGCAUUUACAGUCACAGCCGGCUCAGCAGCAGCAGCAGCUACAACACAUUGAACCACAGCAGCAGCAACAACAGCAAAUAGAAGAACCACUGCAAACACAGCUACAACAUGCUCAGCAGCAGCCAGUGACGGCCCAGCAUUCAAAUAAUCAGUUGACGGUAGCAGUAGUGCCUGCAUCAUCGUCCCCUGACGUGCAUGGCACUUUUCCCUCCGAUCCACCCACAGACACAAAUGUACAAAGGCCAAGGCGAGGAAGAGCUGUCGAUCACAGGCGCAGAAGACGGCGCUGAAGUUCGCUUACUUUCAUGGACUUUAUGUAUAUUUAAUGUUUGAAAAUGUGACAGGAAGUUAUGCUUUAUUUCUUUUGAAAUAAUUUCUAUAAGAAAUAAACAGUGUCAUCUGGGGCGUUACAUAACACUCCAAACCAGUAAUUCAUCUCGCUAUCAAGUAUGUCUUCAGAGAGGACUGAAGUAGAUAAGAAGAUUAGACAUGACAUAAUAGGGUGGCCUUAACAUAAGCUUGGUUUCUAGACAUGUAUUAUUGUGCUUAAUAACUUUAUGAAAAACAAGUUGCUCAAUGGACUGCACUUAAGAUUUUAGUGCUCAGAGAACACCAAAUUGUAGGUGCUGAUGUGUCAUAUGCAUGCCACUGUACAAACUUAGCAGCAGAGCUAUGAAGCUCAUAACCCUCUCUUUCAGAUUUGUCUCAAUUUUCCUGACACACUAACAACAUCAUCCUAAGGUACCUGUACUUUGCAGUUGUUACCGUAUAUAGUGGUUAUACAGCUAUUGUAAUUACCUGCUUAUGUAUGCUUGUGCUUUUUAACAGAUUCAUGGAACUUUUUUUUCCAGCUGUAGUUGGACAAUAAAGUAAGACUGUGUUCUGUUCAUGGUGUCUUGAGAAAAAAAAAUAUACAUUUGAAAAAAUAAAAGCUGUUUUUUGGUGGUCUGUAAAAUGAACAAUCUUCAGGCACAAAUAUAAGCACAGUCUUCAGACUUAAACUCUUAUGCUACAUACACAAGUAGACUAAGGCUGUUUGUCAUGAACUUGCAUGCUGUAAGAUGGAUGUGUUAGGAGAUAAAUGCAAAGCAAAAAGCAUAUGGCAACUAUCAAAGUAGUUUUGCACAAGUUAUAUUUUGUAGAUAACUACUGCUCCAGUGAAAUGUUACUAAACCUUAAUAAAAUAAGACAUGAAAUGUAAAUAAA